Molecule: messenger RNA, 2345 nt
Organism: Ochotona curzoniae (black-lipped pika)
Lineage: Eukaryota; Metazoa; Chordata; Mammalia; Lagomorpha; Ochotonidae
Gene: TRPV5
Product: transient receptor potential cation channel subfamily V member 5
Exons: 15
Coding region: 80-2272 (730 amino acids)
Biological process (GO): calcium ion import across plasma membrane
Cellular component (GO): membrane
Molecular function (GO): calcium channel activity; protein binding
Source: RefSeq, a predicted model, not a curated record
CUCCUUGUCAGCGGCACCGUCCUAGACCUGUUCUUCUUACCGCAUUCCCCCAGCCUGCCAGCACUUGCAAGGAGCAGACAUGGGGGCCUGCCCACCCAAGGCCCUGGGACCCUGGGUUCAACUCCAGAAGCUUCUGACCUCCUGGCUGACUGGAGAACAAGACUGGGAAUGGAAUCGUGACCAGGUCAAUAUGCUACAACAGAAGAGGAUCCGAGACUCCCCAUUGCUUCAAGCAGCCAAGGAAAAUGAUCUGGUUCUCCUUAAGAUACUUCUAGUGAACCAAUCCUGUGACUUUCUACAAAGAGGAGCUGUGGGGGAGACGGCGCUCCAUGUUGCAGCCCUCUAUGACAACAUGGAGGCUGCCAUGAUGGUGAUGAAGGCUGCCCCAGAGCUGGCCAAGGAACCGGCCCUGAAUGAGCCAUUUGUAGGUCAGACUGCACUGCACAUCGCUGUCAUGAACCAGAACCUGAACCUGGUGCGUGCUCUGCUUGCGCGUGGGGCCUCUGUCUCUGCCAGAGCGACAGGUGCUGCCUUCCGCCGCAGUCCCCACAACCUCAUCUACUAUGGGGAGCACCCUUUGUCCUUUGCUGCCUGUGUGGGCAAUGAGGAGAUCGUGAGGCUGCUCAUUGAACAUGGAGCUGACAUCCGGGCCCAGGAUUCCCUGGGAAACACAGUGCUACACAUCCUCAUCCUGCAACCCAACAAGACCUUUGCCUGCCAGAUGUACAACCUGCUGCUGUCCUAUGAUGAGCACAACGAUGACCCGCAGUCCCUGGAAUUUGUGCCCAAUCAUGAGGGCCUCACGCCCUUCAAGCUGGCAGGGGUGGAGGGCAACACUGUGAUGUUCCAGCACCUAAUGCAGAAGCGGAAGCACAUCCAGUGGGCAUAUGGGCCACUGACCUCCACACUGUACGACCUCACAGAGAUCGACUCCUGGGGAGAGGAGCUGUCCUUUCUAGAGCUUGUGGUGUCUUCCAAAAAGCGAGAGGCUCGACAGAUCCUAGAGCAGACCCCAGUGAAGGAACUGGUAAGCUUCAAGUGGGAGAAAUAUGGAAAGCCUUACUUCUGCAUCCUGGCUGCCUUGUACAUUCUGUACAUGAUCUGCUUCACCACGUGCUGCAUCUACCGUCCCCUCAAGUUGCGUGAUGGCAACCGCACAGAUCCUCGAGACAUCACCAUCCUCCAGCAGAAACUGCUACAGGAGGCCUAUGUGACUCACCAAGAUAACAUUCGGCUCGUGGGAGAGCUGGUGACUGUUACUGGAGCUGUGAUCAUUCUACUCCUAGAGAUCCCAGAUAUUUUCAGGGUUGGUGCCUCUCGAUAUUUUGGACAGACAAUUCUUGGGGGGCCCUUCCAUGUCAUCAUCAUCACCUAUGCCUCCCUUAUAUUACUGACCAUGGCGAUGCGGCUCACCAACAUGAAUGGGGAGGUGGUACCCUUAUCCUUGGCCCUGGUGCUGGGUUGGUGCAGUGUCAUGUACUUUGCUCGAGGAUUCCAGAUGCUGGGCCCCUUCACUAUCAUGAUCCAGAAGAUGGUUUUUGGAGACUUACUGCGUUUCUGCUGGCUAAUGGCUGUUGUCAUCUUGGGGUUUGCAACAGCAUUCCAUAUCAUUUUCCAGACAGAGGACCCUAGCAAUCUGGGGGAAUUCUCUGACUAUCCCACGGCACUGUUCAGCACCUUUGAACUGUUCCUCACCAUCAUUGAUGGCCCUGCCAACUAUGACGUGGAUCUGCCCUUCAUGUACUGCAUCACCUAUGCCGCCUUCGCCAUCAUUGCCACGCUGCUCAUGGUCAACCUGUUGAUUGCUAUGAUGGGGGACACACAUUGGCGAGUGGCCCAAGAACGGGAUGAACUCUGGAGGGCCCAGGUGGUGGCCACCACGGUGAUGUUGGAGAGGAAGAUGCCUCGCUUCCUGUGGCCUCGCUCUGGGGUCUGUGGAUACGAGUAUGGCCUAGGAGACUGCUGGUUCCUGCGGGUUGAGAGCUACAAUGACCAGAAUCCUCUGCGAGUUCUUCGCUAUGUAGAAGCAUUCAAGCCUUCAGACAAGGAGGAUGGACAAGAACAACUUCCUGCAAAGCGGCCUUCUAUGGCUGAGAGCUGGAUUCUAGGCAGAGCCUCUACAGCCUUCCAAACUCCCUCCCUCUCUCGGACCACAUCCCAGAGCAGCAACAGUCACCGGGGCUGGGAGAUUCUUCGCCGAAACACCUUGGGACACUUAAAUCUUGGACUGGAUCUUAAUGAAGGGGAUGGAGAGGAGGUCUACCAUUUCUAAUUGGGAUCCCUGAUACUCUUGACCUGACUCCUACCAGACUGGAGGUGAGGCGCAGAAGAUCUGCCUUUGAAAA